Messenger RNA from Nestor notabilis (Kea), 1057 nucleotides. It is a transcript of the gene CFH, whose product is annotated as complement factor H. NCBI's taxonomy places the organism in Eukaryota, Metazoa, Chordata, Aves, Psittaciformes, Psittacidae. The annotation marks the transcript as partial. The record is from RefSeq and is a predicted model, not a curated record. The transcript is spliced from 8 exons.
AUGCAGGACGGCACUUGGCUGGAGAAGCCGCGUCGCACCUCGAGCUCGGCUCCAGCCCUUCCUCUGAGGGAGCUCAUGGGUCCCCCCCACAAGCUACCUCCCACAGCUAGCAACUUCCUCUUGUACCACCCGGGACGUCCUCAGAAGUGCUCUUAUGUAGGCGUCAACCUUCGAAAACACAGAUCCAAAAAGGAACAGCAUCCACUUCAGGGCUACCCAUGGUCCUGGUGCUCCACAGUCCUCGAACCAAUGGUGUCGUGGAAAGAAACCGUAGGAACAAGAGGAAUAGCAGCACUGCAGCAGGGGAGAACAAGCUGUUACGCUUGCGAUGAACCUCCACCGAGGAGGGUUAAAGAAGUGCCUACUGAAAGAUGGGACAAGCCUCCCUAUCCCCAUGGUACUAAAGUAACAUACAGAUGUCGGCCUGGAUAUAUAAAACUUGGACGAAUUGUAUUUGAGUGUGCUGAUGGAGCAUGGAAACAACUCUUCCCAGGGACAGAAUGCAGAAAUAAGCCCUGUGGACAUCCUGGAGAUACUGAGUUUGGUUCCUUUGAACUUACCAGUGGAAGUGAAUUUGUAUUUGGUGCCAGAGUGGAGUACAGAUGUGAUGAUGGAUACUGGAUGCUCAGCCAAAGAAAUUACCGUGAGUGUAAGGCAGAUGGAUGGAGCAAUGACAUCCCUCACUGUGAAGUGGCGAAGUGUUUACCUGUACAAGCACCGGAAAAUGGAAGAAUAAUUACGACUGGUGCAUUUGAGCUUGGCCAAGAAUAUUCUUUUGGCCAGGUUGUAAAAUUUGAAUGUAAUGCAAAAUACAAGCUUGUUGGAGCUAAAGAAAUUAUUUGCUCAUCUAAUGGAAAAUGGAAUAGUGAUGUGCCUCAGUGCCAAGAAAUUAUCUGUGAUGUGCCAAAAAUUCUACAUGGAUAUGUACGGUCUCCAAAGGCAUCUUACAAGGAAACUGAACAACUACAGUUUGCCUGUGAUAAAGGAUACAGAUACCAUGAAAGAGCAGAUGCACGAUGUACAGCAUCAGGGUGGAAUCCAAUCCCCUAUUGCACUG